AUGUCUGCCCAGCUCAGUGUCGCAGCAAAGCAUGGGAUAGACCCGCUCGCAGACACAGACCUUCAAAGUCAGCAUCAAAUGAUUGGUCCAACUCAGCCAGUAGUGGCCAUGAUUGGUGAUGACAUCAUUUUGCCAUGCCACCUGGAACCUGCUGUGGAUGCUGUUGACCUGACUGUGGAUUGGUCCAGAACUGACCUCAAACCUAAAUCUGUCUAUGUGAGGCGAGAGGGUGUGGAGCUUCUGACUGAGCAGAAUCCUUUUGUCAAAAAUGAAAUGGUGUUAGAGUGUAAAUCUAAUGGCUGGUAUCCAGAGCCUCAGAUGUUGUGGGUGUACAGUGAGGGAAAACCCAUUUCUGUUGAACCUACAAAGAAUGUCAGAGGUUCUGAUGGCCUCUAUGCUGUCAGCAGUAAAGUGACUGUGGAGAAAGGACAGAGCUACAGCUUCACCUGCAAAGUUCAACAGAAGAAUAUCAGUCAAAUCAAAGAGACACACAUCCAUGUUUCAGGUGAUCUCUUCAUGGUCCAGUCUAAUACUGCUGUUCACAUUAUCAUCAACUUGGCUGUCUGUUUAAUAAGCGUCGGGACAGCAGUAAUCCUAAUAUGGAAAUGUGGACAAAUGAAAACCAAAAUCAGCAAACAUGAUGAGGACGAAAAUGAACAACAUCAAACAGAGAUGGAGGAAAAAUUACAGAGAGAAUGUGAGGAAAAGAAAAGACUUGAAGAUGAGUUGCAGAACAAGGAGGAAGACUUAAAACAUGUCAGACAAACCAUUGAACAACUGAUGGAGCAGAAGACAUCUCUGAAGAACCAGAGAGAAAAACUCAUCACACUACUGCAGGAGGACAAGGCAGAGAUGAAAGAGAUCAGGAAAAAGUUGGAGAAAGCCGCAACUUUUGACAAAGAGAAAAAAUUGCAGAAGCGUGAAGAUAAAAAAAUUGACCUGGAAAAGAGAACAGAAGCACAUAAAGAACUGUUAAAUAUGACAGAAAAGCUAAUGGAGGAAACGGAGAACAUUAUAAUCCAAAUGACAGAAAGAAAGGGAAAACUAGAAAUAGACAAGGAACAAAUGAUUAAACACUUGAGAAAGAAACAGGAAGACAUAGAAGAGAUUAAGAAGAAACUGUCAGAGAAACAAGCGAGAAACACUGAACAG
Messenger RNA from Pundamilia nyererei, 1152 nucleotides. Lineage: Eukaryota; Metazoa; Chordata; Actinopteri; Cichliformes; Cichlidae. The record is from RefSeq and is a predicted model, not a curated record.